This is a messenger RNA of Knipowitschia caucasica, 1548 nucleotides long. The record is from the annotation of a GenBank genome assembly. Lineage: Eukaryota; Metazoa; Chordata; Actinopteri; Gobiiformes; Gobiidae.
AUGGCCUCCAUGCAGGACGGGCUGCACAUCACGGCUCCUCCCUACGGCAAGGUCCUGCUGCUGGGCGCCAUCGCUGCUGCCUCGGCCUUCGUGGUCACCAUCCUCAUUGUGGUCCUGUGCGUGGGCUGCCAGAGGAAGGGAAAGACACAGAAUGUCCCUGGGGAGAGUGGAAAACACCGCCUCAUGGACAUGGGCAUUCUCAAGCAGUCCAAGCUUCGCUCCAUCAGUAAAUCUGAUGCUGCUGAGAUGAGCAAAGUCAACUGCAAUGGCAAAAGUGAGUAUGGGUGCACCUGUGCUGGAAACAUCUCACAGAGUAAAGAGUUCUUCAUUCAGGUUGAGAAGCUCGUACUGUACCAUGUGGUGGACUCGGGGCCCUAUGCUACUGCCCAGCCGUGGUCUAACUCUGACCUUCGUUCUCAAGGCAGGCAGCUCCCCCAGAUCCCCUCUGGGGCUGGAGAGGAUGGAGAGCACACUUAUUCUGAAGUGGGCCGGGGCGCCUCCACUGCACGUACUGAUGAUGCCCUGUACGCCAUGGUAGGCAGAGCUGGGCAGACGGACACGCCGGCUCCUCCUGCUGUUCCUGCCAACACUCCAGCACCUCCAGACCCCGAUGGGGAUGUGGAAGGAGGGCUUCCUGAGUCCGAGUCGCAGGUGGUGUCUCCUCCAGAAACUGCAGAGUACGCUGUCGUCCGGAAGCUAAGAAAAGCUGAGAAGACACCUCAGAAGAGGGACAGUGGCACAGAUAUGGCAGAGCCUCCUACAAGGCACGGCCCUCCAUCUCACCCUGCCCCGCCUCCACCUCACCCACACCCCCAGCACCCCCACAGCACCAAGCUGCCCCGCAGGAAUAUAGGCCUGGACACCUUUAAUGUGCCCUCAUUCCCAAAGGAAGUGAUGUUUAUGGGGAAUGGUGAGCAGUACAUCUGGAAGCCUCCAGAGGAGGAUGACCUCCUAAUGCUCCAGAAUAAAGCCUUGGGCCCAUUGGCUCACACUGUGGAGAACAUACAGCCGUCUGCUGCAGCGGUGGCUGAGAUGUAUUCUAAAGUGUGCAAACCAGGAAAGAAGAAGAGAUCGAUAUCUCCUCCCUGUAAUCCUGGCUUCCGGACCUUGGGGCGCGGGGACAGAGACAGGGAUGGGGGCUUUAGUGUGGUGGUCAAGCCUCAGACAUGGGCCCCACUCGAGGGCAAAGCCAUGGCAGGGCCGUUAGACGAGCACUGUUAUGAGUCAAUUGGCACAGAGGAAUAUGAUCCAGCAUAUGAGAACCUGGAGGGGGCAGGCUGGAGGCGAGAGAGACCCCCAAACACGUGUGCCACACUGAGGCCUCGGAGAAAAAGGGCCCAGCAGCCUCUUCAGCAGCAGCAGCCCCCUCCACCACCACCCACACAGCAAACACCCAAACUGCAGCACCUGCCCGCACAGGCCCUGGUGCUGCCGGGGGACAGCUUGUAUGAAAGCAUCGGGGACCUCAAGACCGGCUCGACCAACUCCAGCACGACCACCAUCUUUACCUUCAAUGACGGCAUGGAGAUGUACGUCACAGGGCUCUGA